UCCUCAACAUAUAUUCAAUACAUUAUAUCACUUACCCGAUCUAAUGCCAGCAAAUAAUGAACAUUAUAAAAAUUUUGAGGAUGUUUAUGGUACAGAUACUUAUGAAUCAUAUUGUCCAUCUAUACAGGCUCGUAAAGUAAAAUCAGACAAAAAUAAGAAAGUAAAAGCUCAAAAAAGGUGA
Funneliformis mosseae is the source of this 181-nucleotide messenger RNA. The record is from the annotation of a GenBank genome assembly. NCBI's taxonomy places the organism in Eukaryota, Fungi, Glomeromycota, Glomeromycetes, Glomerales, Glomeraceae.